AAUUAAAAAGUUUUAUUCUGCGUCUGACCAAGGAAGAGCCCAGCUGCCCCAAGCCAACUCCACAGUACAGCUUUGCUGUUGAGGACAAACUUUCUGUAAGAAUGGUUGAUUUCCUCUUUGAUGAUAUUUUUACCAUUGAGAAAGUGGAUCCAGAUGGCAAAAAAUUUGAUAAAGUUUCCCGAAUUGUAGCACAAAGUGAGAAGCAUGGUGUGUCACUGAUCCUAGAUGUGAAUACGGAGAUAUAUCCGAUGCAUGAGAAGGAUAAAUUCUUGAUGGUGCUGUCGCCCACACUUAACUGGGGCGGAGCACCUGUUGCUGGAAAACAGGGACAGGUUGAGCAGAAAUCUCUUGCAGACAAGUUUGAUUAUAUAAUGCAUGGAUUGCUGUAUAAAAUGUCAACAGAGAAAGGAAAAUCAGAGUAUUCAAAAGAAGGUGUCAAAGUGGAGGUAUAUGCUUCAUUUGGUGGGCUUCAGAUGAUGCUGAAAGGAGAUCCAACCAAUUGUACUAAGUUUAAGAUUGAUCAGAACAUGUUUUUGCUUAUCAGGAAAUUGAUAUGAAACUUUGUCAUAUAAUUGAACAGUGUGGCUUGUUAAACUCACAAAUUUUCUCUAUAUGCCUUUAGAUACGUCUAAUUCUACUUUUGCGUUUCAUUAA
Prunus dulcis (almond) is the source of this 654-nucleotide messenger RNA. RefSeq names its product DNA-directed RNA polymerases II and V subunit 8A-like. Gene Ontology annotation, biological process: DNA-templated transcription. Gene Ontology annotation, cellular component: RNA polymerase II, core complex; RNA polymerase III complex; RNA polymerase I complex. The record is from RefSeq and is a predicted model, not a curated record. Lineage: Eukaryota; Viridiplantae; Streptophyta; Magnoliopsida; Rosales; Rosaceae. The transcript has 5 exons. Gene Ontology annotation, molecular function: DNA-directed RNA polymerase activity. The coding region runs from base 102 to 557 and encodes 151 amino acids.